CCUUGGCCCAAGAGGCCCCCAGGAAGCCCCAAGAGGCUCCCAAGAGGCUCCGUAGCCAUUUUGGCUCAAGUUCAGGCUCAAAGUUGCCACGAGGGGACCCAUCGCUAUCCCGUGUCUACCCAACAUCGUGGAUCGGGAAGGCUUCAAGGCAUCAUGACCACCAUUGACGAGUAUCAGAUGGAACGUCCGAUGGAACUUUUCAAAGGCCUCAUGACCAUCAUGGAGGAGAAGAUCGACGUUCUGGAAAAGAAGGUCAUCCAGCUUACCUUCGAAGUUGACAACCUCAAGAAGGAGAAGGUCGACAAGUUCUCGCUGCAGCAUGUGGAACACUUUCGCGAGGCCACCGACAAGUAUGGCUUGACAACCAGCCUCGCGGCCAAGUGUGCACACUUUGAGAUCAUGGAAGGUAAAUUGACCAAGCUCUUUACUGACUUCGAGGCGAAGCUCGUGGCUAAUGCGGCUGAGCAGUUGAAGCUCUUGAACGACAGUGGACUUGCGUUCGCCCUCCAGAAGACUUCUUUCGAGAAUGACUUCGAAAAGGCGAUCCAUGACCGUACAAUCGAAGCCCUUGCCCGUUUCUCCGCACAGACAAACCUUGAGACCACAGUAAAUGAGCAGGCAAAUGCGUUUAUGCGGCGUGUUCAGGGGGAGCUCGAGACCACGCUAAAUGAGCGUAUGAGGCGCCCCUUUAUCAUCGAGAAUGUGAAAACUCAGCGUAGUUUGUUCACUCAUGUUGACCCAGAUUGCGACCGCAAUGGGGGCAAGAACGGCUUUGGAGCCGUCAAGCAGAAGAAGUGGAAAAACAACCCAGAUCAGCAGUGGAGGCUCAUCCCAGCUCGUCGGGUGCAGUUCGCAUGGUGAGACGGGGUCUUAGGUUUCGUUGGUUUUGUACUAUUCCACAACAGAGCAUCCUGGCACCCGUUAAAGGGAUGCGGUUAAGUAGCAGAAGGAAAAA
This is a messenger RNA of Prorocentrum cordatum, 955 nucleotides long. The record is from the annotation of a GenBank genome assembly. NCBI's taxonomy places the organism in Eukaryota, Dinophyceae, Prorocentrales, Prorocentraceae.